AUGAGUGACCCAACGAACCCGCAUAUCAAAGAGCGCGACACAGCCCAAUGGGCUCUGUACCAGCGAGAGAACUUCCUGAAGCAGAGUGAAGGCCAGCUGCCACUAUUCAACACAGACCCCCGAAAGAUGGAAGAAAGAGCCAAAGAGAAGCUGAGCGAGGGCGGCUGGUACUACGCCUCAUCCAACGCCGGCAUGUCAACCACCCACCUGGCAAACCGACAAGCCUUCCACCGGCACCGUCUAAUCCCCAACCAACUAGUCGACACAAACACGCGCUCCACAAAAACCACAAUCUUCAACCACACAGUCUCAGCCCCAAUCGGCUUCGCCCCAAUCGGCAUAAACAAGAUCUACCACCCCUCGGGCGAAUCCGCCGUCGCAACCGUCGCCUCCGAACUCAACCUCCCCUACUGCCUCUCCACAGCAGCAAGCACCUCAAUCGAGAACGUCGCUUCCGCAAACGGCACCGGACCACGCUUCUUCCAGCUCUACAUGCCGCACGACGACGAGCUAACCAUCUCGCUCCUAACACGCGCCUGGGAGAACGGGUUUGACGCCCUGAUCCUCACGACGGAUACGUGGCAGCUGGGCUGGAGACAUGACGACGUUGCGACGUCGAAUUAUGCUUUUUAUCGUGGUUUUGGCGCCGAGAUGGGUCUUGAGGAUCCGGUUUUUCGGAAAAGGUGUCAAGCGGACGGAAUUGAUCCUGAUGUUGACGUUGUGAAGGCGUCGGUUAAGUGGAUUGAUUCGGUCUGGCAUGGACGGGCUUGGGGGUGGGACAAGAUUCCUUGGUUAAUGGAGACUUGGAAGAGGAUCAGUGGAGGAAGGCCGUUUGCCAUUAAGGGGAUUCAGUCGGUGGGGGAUGCCAGAAAGUGUGUUGAGCUUGGGGUUGAUGGGAUUGUUGUGAGUAAUCAUGCUGGGAGACAGGUUGAUGGGGCGGUUGCUAGUCUUGAUGCUUUGGAGAGGAUUGUGGAGGCGGUUGGAGACAAGAUCUAUGUUAUGUUUGAUUCUGGGGUUAGGGGGGCGAGUGAUGUGGUUAAGGCUUUGGCGCUUGGGGCGAGGUUUGUGUUUAUUGGAAGGCUUUGGAUUUGGGGGCUGAGCAUCCAGGGAGAGGAGGGUGUGAGACAUGUUAUGAAGUCAUUGUUGGCGGAUUUGGAUAUCUUGAUGGGGGUUGCUGGGUUCAAUGGGGUUGAUGAUUUCAAUCGUGAUAUUCUGGAGUCGGGUCCGAAGAACUAUACGCUGGCCCCGUAG
Molecule: messenger RNA, 1251 nt
Organism: Penicillium bovifimosum
Lineage: Eukaryota; Fungi; Ascomycota; Eurotiomycetes; Eurotiales; Aspergillaceae
Exons: 3
Coding region: 1-1251 (416 amino acids)
Molecular function (GO): FMN binding; oxidoreductase activity
Source: RefSeq, a predicted model, not a curated record